AUGGAUGAAAAUGAUGACAAAAUUAAAUCAAUUAUUAAAUUAAAAUCAAUAAUUAGUAUUUAUGAUAAUCUUCAAAUUAAGCUUGAUGGAAUUAUAGAAACGCUUAAGAAUAAAAUGCAUAAUUAUUUUGCCAAUUCGUACUUUGAAAGAAUAUUAUUUACUGAAAAAUUUGAAAUUCAUACUUCAAACUUAAGUUUAGAUAUAAGUCAAAAUCUUGACAAUGGAAUUGUAGAUAUUCCAGAUUAUACUGAACUUCUAGCUGUAUUCUUACUAUUUGCACAAUUGAAUGACACAAAAUUAAUACUUAAUAAAACAGAAAGCACAAAUCAAUUGUGGAUGAAUCUUUCUAGAGAUACUGAUAAUCGGUCAAAUAUUGAAAAUAUAUUAAACAUUGGUACUAUUUCAAUUCUUUUUCCAUAA
Rotaria sp. Silwood2 is the source of this 420-nucleotide messenger RNA. The record is from the annotation of a GenBank genome assembly. Lineage: Eukaryota; Metazoa; Rotifera; Eurotatoria; Philodinida; Philodinidae.